AUGUCUGAUAUCCAAGAUUUCAAGGUUGAUAUUCCGCGGGAUGAGGUUGAGAGACUGCGUCGGAAACUCCGCGAUACGAGACUGCCCGGGCGGCCUAUUGUACCUGAUGCUGGGGCGAAUUAUGGUCCCGAGUAUUCUUGGGCGGAAAAUCUUUAUCAUUCCUGGAUUGACUCCUUCGACUGGUUCGAAGUUCAAGCGGAGAUGAACAAAGUGCCACAUCACAUCACGACGGUCGAGGACCUUAAGAUCCACUUCGUCCACAAGCGAUCCGAAAACCCCAACGCCAUUCCACUACUCACCAUUCACGGCUGGCCGGGUUCGUUCUGGGAGUUCAGCCAGGUCUGGGAACCUCUCACGCGUCCAAGCAACCCGAGUGAUCCCUCAUUCCAUGUCGUCUCGCCCAGUAUGCCUGGUUUCUGCUGGUCGUCCUGGCCUCCUCGUGCAGGUUGGAAGCUCCAAGACAACGCUCGAGUUUUCGACAAGCUCAUGAACAAGUUGGGCUACAGCCAAUACAUGGUUCAAUGUGGCGACUGGGGCUCGUUUGUUGGUCGCGAGCUGGGUUCAAAAUACACCGAGUCCUGCAAGCUCGUCCAUCUCAACUUCGCCCCGAGUCCGAUGCCAGACGGGGUUGAGUACUCUGAGCGUGAAAAGAAGGUUGCCAAACGGAACGAAGACUGGCUCCAGAACCACAUGGGCUAUGCUGUCUGCAUGCGAUCUCGGCCUCACACCAUCGGAAUUGCAUUGCACGAUAAUCCCAUGGGUAUCUUGAUGUGGGUUGGCGAGAAAUACAACGAGGCAGCCAACCCUGACAAUCAGAUGAAUCCCUUCUGGACGAAGGCUAUCUUGACGACGGCUUCACUUUACUUCUUCACAGGAUGCAUGAUGCCAUCGAUGCUGCCUUACUACGAAAGUCCAACCCAUGACAAGUUCCCCGAGUUUGCACUGAAGGAAGAGAACCGGAUUAAGGUACCCUUCGGAUACACCUCGUUUUACUGGGACACUGAACCGGCUUCGAAGCGGGCGGUCGUGAGGACCGGUAACCUGGUCUUCUACAAAGAAAGGGAUGAUGCCGGCCACUUUGCCGCUCUGGAGCACCCUGAGGGCUUGGUGCAAGAUUUACGGGAAUUGGCUGGACAGGCUUGGGAGGUUAAGCAGGAAACGCAGCAGACUGGAGGAGGCAUCCGUCCGACUUUUCGGCCUGUUGAUUCACGGGUCAGGCAGGAAUACGCACCGUAG
This is a messenger RNA of Colletotrichum karsti, 1236 nucleotides long. RefSeq names its product epoxide hydrolase. Bases 1 to 1236 code for a protein of 411 amino acids. The transcript is spliced from 4 exons. NCBI's taxonomy places the organism in Eukaryota, Fungi, Ascomycota, Sordariomycetes, Glomerellales, Glomerellaceae. Gene Ontology annotation, molecular function: epoxide hydrolase activity. Gene Ontology annotation, biological process: epoxide metabolic process. The record is from RefSeq and is a predicted model, not a curated record.